UAGAUGAAUCUCCUCGGAAGAAAAUAGAAACGGCCUUCGUUGCCAUAGCAGACGAAGCUAACCUCACGCUAGUAACGGAGCACAGCUGCGAGACAAAUUUGCUUACUGUAACUUUUUACUGUCAAUGACUGUAACAGGCGUCUGUAUAUAAAUAGUGUUUGUAUCAUGGAAUAAUGACACCUGUGAACACCUGUCGGCACCAUUCCUGAAGACAAUUUGAACGCACCAGCCAAUCGUUUGUUGCUUCGGAGCGAAACGGGACGAACGUUAAUCCACCCGCUGGGAAUACACUAACGUUAGCUUUGAGCUAGCUGCUAACUGUUCUGUCUAAUCAAGAGGUUUUCCUGGAGCACGUCUUCAUAUGCAAUAAUGUUUGGCCGUGUGUUCGGCACCUUGGACAUUUAACUGGUGAAUGUUGCUAUGGAGAUGCCACACAUGAAGUAGAAACGAGCACACAUUGACUGUCUGACUGAUACAACUUCGGGGAAAUGGCUGAGAGAUAUCCGCUGGCAGAGAAGGCUAUGUCGGAGGGCUAUGCCCGUCUCAGGUACAACGACACGUCGCUGCUCAUUUGGCAACAGCAACAGUUGGAGCUGGAGAAGGCGCCCCCCGCCAACUACCUCAGCCGGAGUCAGAGCUCCUGGUACAGUCGGUACGGAAACCAGGCUGUGGUUGUACGGGACAGAAACAACCUAGACGGCACUUCCGAAUCUGGACGCUCAAAAAUAUGUCUGAUUAUGUAAUCGUGUUUGUCAUCUGCCGUGUUCAUGGCCAGCGUUACGGCAGCUAAUCUUGUUACAUCCAAACUAGGAGCAUUGAGAUGGUUAGUCUGGGAAUUAUUGCUCCAAAUUAGGAGCAAGGACUUAAAUGUGCAGAUUGUAAGCUUUUUAUUCCUAAAGCAGUAUUCCCCCCUGCCCCCCUGGAAAUGCAAUACUGAAUUAUGAGAUUUGUUUGAAAGCCAUCAUAAACGUGAAAGCGACCAGA
Messenger RNA from Alosa alosa (allis shad), 984 nucleotides. RefSeq lists its product as uncharacterized. Bases 489 to 743 code for a protein of 84 amino acids. Lineage: Eukaryota; Metazoa; Chordata; Actinopteri; Clupeiformes; Clupeidae. The record is from RefSeq and is a predicted model, not a curated record. The transcript has 2 exons.